Messenger RNA from Sebastes umbrosus (honeycomb rockfish), 4496 nucleotides. It is a transcript of the gene ccdc142, whose product is annotated as coiled-coil domain containing 142. The transcript is spliced from 19 exons. Lineage: Eukaryota; Metazoa; Chordata; Actinopteri; Perciformes; Sebastidae. The record is from RefSeq and is a predicted model, not a curated record. Bases 502 to 4185 code for a protein of 1227 amino acids.
ACUACCGGCGCCAUUUAUGUCCGUUUUCCAUAGCAACCGGUGACGCCUCCUCCUGAUUGGCUGCCUCUACAUCCCGUGUUUACUGUGAUCAGGCCUCGCUAGCAGCAGAUGCUAUUUUAAACCUCACCUCCUUCGUGAGCGGUGGAUUAACAAGUACAAUUUAGAAAAGGAGUAAGUCAAUAACAAGAUACUUGGCUUUCGGCGAAGGGAUUUAAUAAAUAUAAGGAGUAGUCACGGAUAAAACAGCUGUUAGUAGCUGAACAGGCUCCAUCUGCUGCUGAGAGAGUAGCUGUGUGGGAUUAAUAACACAACAACAACAACGUUAACUGGAUGUGAGGCGACUCGUUUCUCCUCCAGUAAUAAAGACUAGUUAGUGGUUCUUCUGCUGAGUCUUCAGGAUGCUCCGGGGAUGGACAUCUGGACGACAUCUCUAAUGAUCAGAGCAUCUCAGUGUACUUAAAGACAGAAAGAGGACCUGAACGUGACGUCCUGGUGAUAUGAAUGUUGAGGCUUCUUUACAGUCACAGCAUAGCUGCAUCUUCUGGGAUGGAUCACAACAACCCAGAGAUACUGAAAGAUCCUGGUGGAGAGCCUGGUCUGACAGCAGACCGGGACAAUUCGGAGUCAUUCUGUCCAGAAAAGGAGCAGAUGAGAUGCAGUUCCUGCGUGGUGACCGAGGAUCUGUCCACUAACGGUUCCUGGUCACAGAGGUCCAUCUCCCGUUCCUUGCAGCGAGCUGAGACUUUACUCAGAAGCACCUUUAAUCCCAGCCUGAAGUGGCUGUUCCACGGCCGCAUUCAAGACGAGGAAGAGGCAGAGGGGAAUUUCGUAGUCGCUCACAAUCUGGUGUCCCGGUCCUCCGCGCGUCUCCUGCGUCUGCAGCAAGCUCUCCUGAAUGUGGCGCCCCAGUGGCAGCCGGUCGGCAGGGCACAGAUGGGAUCUCCCCAGGUGUGUGUUAAAGGCCUCCCAGCAGAGGGGGGUGUUGUCCUCCUGCCCUCCUCCUCCUCCUUCCUGCAGGGGCACUACACAGCUCUGUGGAGGCUCCUUGAGCAGCGAUCCCUGCUGCUCUUCAUACACGAGUACACCAGGAGGGCUCGCCUAGCAGCAGCGUACAUAUCCAGAGUGAGCCACCUGCUGGAGGAUCAGCGGAAGAAAUCACACCUGACACUUUACCAGACCCCGUCCAGUUGGUCUUCAACCAGGGUCGGUCUUUGCUCGCUGAGUCAGGAGCUCCGGGUCCAUCUCAACCACUGGUCUUGUCUGUUCUCCAAAGUCCAGUCCGACCGCUACCUGAGACCUGCUCUGGUCCAGCAGACCGGGCUGCUGGCUGAAAUCAAACAGACUCUGGACCUCCUGGGUCUGCAGGCUCUAGUUUUGAUGGAACAUUAUGUGUACGUCAUUCUGUCUGCUGUAGCCCGGACUGAAUUAGACUCUGUACCGAGAGAAGUCCUGGAGGAUAUUCUAGCUGGUACGGACCUGUAUAACCAGGCGGUGGGAGAGCAGAGAGCACAGCACAGCGCCACCCAGCUGAGGACUGCAGUAUUACAGCAGGCACAUUAUUCCACACUGGAUUCUGUUCUUCCAAACAGCAAAGAGCGUCACCCCGCUGCCUUCUCUGUCAAAGAGCUGAUGGUGAUUUUAGCGGUGCAUCAAGCGGACGUGGCGGCCAAGCAGCUGCACGGCUGGGCCUCCGAGCAGCGCCAUCAAAACUGUCAGGUUCACACCAACUACGAGGCAUGUUCUGAUAACUCUGUUAGUCAGGCGGCCAGGCUCCGCUGUGGGCUCACCUCUGCACUGAGAUCUGAGUGGACCUGGGAGCAGCUGCAGCAGACCUACCUUAUUUCCUCUCCUCUAUUCUCUAAUAAUCAUCACCCCCCUCUACAGUCAUCAUCUCGUCACACCUGCCAUAAAACUCCUCCUGUUUACAUCCCCGACCUUCAGUUGGACAGCUUUGAAAACCAUCCCGUAUUAGCCAAGCCCACCUUCGUCCAACACGGACCAGAGGGCUCGAACAAAGACCAAACCAGCCAGUGCCAAACAUGCAUAUCCCAGACUGGUCCAGCCCAGACCAGUGUGGAAGCUUUGGACUCCAUCCAACCACCAAAUCUAGAAAGACAGACCAGUUUAGAAAACUGUAAACUACCGCAGACCAUUUCACCCCCUUCACCCGCCGUCCACCAUCAUCUCUCAGCCCCGCCUCUGUCGGGGGUUUGCCAACAGGACCAUUCCUCAGUAGAGCUUCUUUUUCAGGUGCUAGUUUCCUCCAAUGACCUGCUGGCUCCACUAGUGUCACACACACCUACACCAGAGGCACCGACUGAACAGCUGCUUCCAAAUACAAUGACAGAUGUGUUGUCACCAAAUGGAAAGAUCAUAAAUACAGCCGAUACAGCGGAAUGGAUCAGUCCGAGUACAGAACCGAACAAGUGCCAGAAUGUGGGAGGAACUCAGCAGGAAUGGGCCGAACUGGAAUUAACAACCAGGCAAGAAGCUGCUGUCAGCUCAGGUUUUGGAAGGGAUGGAAACCCAGAGAAGGAGGACAGCGGGGGAGCAGCAGAGGGGACAACGGCGGAGCCAGAUUGUCUUCGUUGGCCUCACUCGGUACAAUGGUUGGACCUCGGUCAGUCGCUGGUGUUUGCUGAUCUGUUUGGACAGUACCGCACCCUGCUGUGGACUCUCUGCAGCAGAGCCCUGUGGCUGCAGCUGCAUGUGCCACAAGCAGGAAACACGGCAGGAAGCAUCAACCUCCAAGACAAACACAGGGGCUUCCAAAUCCUGCACAGGAUCAGUCAAGCUUCAAAGACCGAUCUGGUUCCAGAGGAGUGCAGAACCAUGCUGGAGGACUUCAGUCUGUAUCUGUUAGUCAUCACAGCUCAUGCUCAGUGGGACUAUGUGGUGUGCAGAAGUUUAGGUUCAGCUCUGAAAGAUAAGUGUCUCACAGAAGCGAAUGAGGGCAACAACUCGCUGUCGUCUAAGCAAGAUGGAAACGUGAUGAUGUCCGUGACCAUGGAGCACUUCCUGCUGCUGUCCUCUCCUCUCCUGUCAUCUCUGUGCUGCCAUCACUCAAACAGCAGGGCCUCAGGUUCUUUUAGCCUCUUCCCCUCCAGGCUCACUCUCCAGAGACAGACUGUUAGCUUGGCGUUAGCCACAGUGCAACUGUCUUCAGUCUGGGUCAUGUCCAAGGCUUACCAGUUCCUCUCCUCAUGGAACCUCAACAAGUUCCUGCUCAUCACACAGGGAGACCUCAAAGUGCUGAGAGAGUCAGUAGAGACGAUUGUGCAUCAGACGAAGUCCCUGAUGAUGAACUCAGAUAGUAACCAACAGUCCACUCUUCAUAACCACGGCCAGCUCCUGCUGAGGCAGCAACUCAAAGCACUCGACGGGGCCGUGUCCGAGCUGCAGAUCUUCUCUUCUCUGGUGCUGAAGACCUUCUCCAGUGACUGCAAGAGGAUGUCGGGGGAAAUCUUUGAACAGACCAUGCCUCCUGCUGCACACUGGAGACCCAGCCUCAGGACAGGUUGUCCCAGCAGUCCCAGUGAGUAUGCAUCUCGGGCAGCUCAGACUGUGAUUGGUCAGGUUUUAGAGGGUGUGGCACCGUUGUCUGAUGAUGCCCGUGUCCAGGCUCUGAGUAUAACAAUGACAGCUUUCAUGGAGGCAUGGAUGGAACACAUCCUGAAACAGAGGAUCAAAUUCAGUGUGCACGGAGCUCUCCAGCUGAAGCAGGACUUUGAUUCCAUCAGAGAGUUGAUCCAGUCAGACAGAUACGGUCUGUCAGCUGAACUCCACCAACGAUUGCUCAACCUCCGGGUUUUUCAGCAAGUGGACUCAGCAGUGGUGUGUCUGCUCCAGCAGCCACAGGCCAAACCAUACCUGCCGUCCAGAGCCUGGAAGCCUUUCACACGCUGCUGUCCAGCCAACAGCAGCAGAGACAGCCUCGAUGCAGCAGUGGGGAGCAGUAUAACCAACCUGGGGUGUAUGGAGGGUGAAGACCUGACUCAGUCUGACCCCUCAGUUGUGACCACUGACCUCCCUCCAGUGAACCCAUCCAGUCCCGGAGAGCCCUACCUCGCUCCAAGUCAAGCUCUGGGUGUUGCUCAGCGGGAAUGGUUGGACCUGAGGAUCCACAGCAGCGCUCGUCGCUGGAGGCUGCCGGGACUGCAGUGUCUCUCUAAGUCUGAACCCUGAACACACAGACACUCAUGUCACAUGGAUCUCUCUGGCUCUUUGGUUUAGUGUCAACAAACAGUGUAAAAGAAAAGGAAAUAUCCAGUAAAAAUAUAUAUAAAAAAAACAUUUUUAUUCUUGUUGUUUAGAGAGUGUAUAUUUUUGUAAAAAAAAGAAUGUGAUACAUCUGGAGGUUACUUUUGACUGAUGUAAAACUUUAUUUAUUUAUUAAUUUAUCUAAAAAAUAUUUCUAUUAAUUAACAAAAAUAUUUGUUUUACAACUUAUCAGCAAACAUAUUUUUAUAUUCCUGAAUAAAAUACAUGACUCAUCA